AGAUGGCAUGUGGAUUUUGAGAUGUUGAUAGAAAGUGACAUUAUACCGUUAUUUCUUGUAUUUUUCGUUACUUUUUAUUCUCAAUUCGCUUUAUUUUUCUUUUUUUAUGUUGGUUACCUCACAAUUUUUUUAAUGUGAAAUAGCUGUCAUUUGGUUUUUCGUCAAGUUUUUCUCAGUAGUAUUUUAUUCAAUUUUCAGGCUUCAUUCAACACUCAAUUGAAAUGGCGGACAACACCAUAAAUCACAGCAUUAUAACAUAACUACAACUCAUAAUUUAUUGACCGAAAAUCUCGGUCUUUCAUUUGUCAAAAUAGCAACAAAAAAAUACGCGCCCCAUUAUUGGCGGGUUCUGUCUAAGUGAGAUAUGAUUGGUUAUCACUCUCCUCUCCCAGUCGAGAAAAGUCGUACCUGCGUGAAAUGGCGGGACAAGCCGCCAUUAUGCAAAACAUUGAAAAUAAAUUACCAGUCGUAAUAAACAUCUGUUAGGGUUAAGUCGAAAAAAGGAGGUUAUAUUGUAAUUGACAAGUACAAUAAACUUUUAAGUGUAUUAAUUGAAUAUUUUCGAGUAAAUUCCGUGAUUUAGUAUUCUCGUUGUGGGAUAGUUUAAAAUUGCGCGCCGAAAAGUGCAUGUAGAUGUCGUUGCAGUUGUGUUGUGUUAAAUUGAUAGGGCGUCUGCCGCGCGGCAGUGAGUGUCGUGAAGCGUUCCAAACAUGGCUUGCACCGAGGAGACGCCUGAGGAAAUUAACGUAGAUGUGUUAAUCUCUGAGAUUAAAAAACGUCCCGUGCUGUACAAUAAGAAUGCUGGGGAAAUCUCGAAAGAGGCGAAGAGCGUGUUGUGGUGUGAAAUAGGCCAGGCGCUGUUCAAACGCUGGAACGUGUACAAAUUUAAUAUAAAAUUGGAAAGAGUGCGAGAAGCCCAAGCCAAAUGGAAGACGCUAAAAGAAAUGUUUAUUAAACAUCGGUUGUCCCCCCGCUUGAUGAACGCCGCUGGGAGAAUCAAGAAGAAGUAUAGAUACUUCGAGAAAAUGGAGUUCCUCGUACCGUUACUCGAGAAUGAAAAUAAUAACGAUAUAGCCACCAUAUCGUCUACUGCAGCGGUUGCCGGGCAGCUGGCCAACCUGCCUUCCACAUCUUCGGCCGGCAUGGAACCCCCUGUGGCCGUGCCUGGCUCCUCUGAUGCUGUCAACGACAACCCAGGCAGCCUUCCGAACCCCAACGGCAAUCAGCUUCAACCAGUUAGCGUUCAGCUUCCAGACGGCGACCAGCUGGAUCUGACCAGCAACCCGUUCAAUCCAAAUGAAAUGGACGACAUCUCAUAUUUCUCGCUGAUGCUGGUGUCGAUGAUGCGAAAACUUACUGAGGAACGUAAAUAUUACGCUCAGACAGAAAUACUCCGCAUCAUGCGGCAGGCCCACUGGCUUGGGCAAAUCCCACCGGAUGACGAUAUGGAGGACGUUGCGCCCCUGCGUCCACCGUCGCCUGGUGGCGGAUUUCAGCCAGUGCGCAUACCAGCUCUGCUGGAGCGGAAUGAAGGCGAUAUCGAAAUGCCUAACGCGGCUCCAGCUCCGCGGGAUGAGCCCCAGCCGGGCCCGUCCCGCAUCAACGAUGACGCGCCCCUGGCAGGCCACCCUUUCAACCGGGCCCAACGAGCUAUCACUAUCCUACAUAGCGAGCUUGUACACCCCGAUCCCGAUUCCGACUAAAUUCAAAACAGUAUAAUACUAACUUAUUCUAUUCUAUUUAAGUGUUACGUGAAAAAUUGCCGUGUUUAGAACACUGGACGAUUACGUAUUUAACUAUCCUAUAAUCUAUAUAUUUCGAAUUGUAUUUUGACUUGUGUAGUCUAGAAAGUGAUCUCUGUAUUUAAGUCCCUACGAGGGCAGUGAAAUUCUUUAAAUUAUUAAACAUAUACUCAUAGCACAGCCUGUUGUUUUACUUUUGAAACCUAACGAUUUGUCUUACUUCGACAGAUCGUGUGACAACAUAGUUUGAUUUACAACACCAUCAAAAAAGACCUUGAAAUAUAAAACACAAAUUCAACUGCGACGACUCCCCUCAAUUUAUUCGCGAGUAGGUCGGGAACGCAAAACGGGCCAAUACCCCUGACCUUGCCACACUUACAAUCAAACGACACUUGUGGCUCAAUAAAUUCUGGUGUCACUUACAAAAUGGCGUAGUUUGGGCAUUGUUGCUAGGU
Messenger RNA from Trichoplusia ni (cabbage looper), 2197 nucleotides. RefSeq lists its product as uncharacterized. The record is from RefSeq and is a predicted model, not a curated record. The transcript has 3 exons. Gene Ontology annotation, biological process: regulation of transcription by RNA polymerase II. Gene Ontology annotation, cellular component: nucleus; transcription regulator complex. NCBI's taxonomy places the organism in Eukaryota, Metazoa, Arthropoda, Insecta, Lepidoptera, Noctuidae. Bases 711 to 1703 code for a protein of 330 amino acids.